Xiphias gladius (swordfish) is the source of this 3881-nucleotide messenger RNA. It is a transcript of the gene susd2, whose product is annotated as sushi domain containing 2. Lineage: Eukaryota; Metazoa; Chordata; Actinopteri; Istiophoriformes; Xiphiidae. The transcript is spliced from 13 exons. The record is from RefSeq and is a predicted model, not a curated record. Bases 377 to 2809 code for a protein of 810 amino acids.
UCGCGAGAGUAUAGUACUUGAACGUGUAUAAACACAGGCGUUACCGGAUUGAGUAAAGAGCUUGACUAAAAUUACUUAAAAACAAAAUUGUAAACAUGGUAGUGUGCGUAUGGCAUUGUGCAUAUAUUACUUGUUGGCACGUCAAAAAGGAAAAAAAAAAAAAAAACAUUCUGAAAACCUACCGGCCUGCGUUUGAAUUAACGUCUGUUAAUUCGUAACUUUAACAACCGCCGCUGGAUAUUCCUGGUUAGGUCUGUUUGCCAUUCGAGUGACCUUUGAUACACCUCAAAGCUCAGAGCUAAAGUUUCGGCCAAGGAUGGUGUAAACACGCUCACGGCUGUUCACGGAAUUGUUAUUUCGUUCUCUUAGGAUAACCAUGACGGCAAACUGGAGAGAGACUGUUUUACUCUGUGGAAUUUUUCUAAUUUGCUCUUCUAAGACAGCUGGUCAAACAUGCAGGGGAAAGUGUGGAGCCAUGUCGGAGGUAUGCUCCUGCCACACAACCUGUGUGUCUUUGCUGACCUGCUGCUCGGACUACGACCAACACUGUUUCCAGGUGACGCCUCACUCGGGCUCCAUGCUGGGUGGAAGAGCUCUCCGGAUCAGUGUGGUCCUUCAUCCUAGUGAGCGCCUUCUCUGCAGGUUCAAAGGUGAGAUUAUUCGAGAAGGGUUUAUUGAUGCUGAAGGCCAUGCCCACUGUAUCUCUCCCUUGUUGUAUGAGACGGGUUGGAUACCAUUUGAUGUCUCGACGGAUGGAAUUAAUUUUGACAGAUCUGGAGAGUACUUGUCAGUCCACCCCAGGAAAGCGGACCCUGCUUUCGAGGUCACCCUGGUGAAUGCAACACAGUGGCAGUACUAUGGCACACCGAACGUAGCAGGGUGGCUCAAGAUGACGUGGAACAGCUCUUUGAUUGGAGCAGAUAAGGUCAACGUAGAGCUGUGGGGCUACAGAGAGGUCAACGGGAGCGCGGGAGCAGCGAUGAGCGGAUCAUCCCCUCUGAGGGCUGAGCUCAGCUACCUGUACUCUCUCGGCAGGAAUCUGGACAACACUGGUGCCUUCAGUUUCAUCCCCGAGUGCUCAAAGGACUACUCUGACUGGGACUUGGGGAAUAUCCGCAUAACUUCAAGUUCUAAGUCAGACGGAGCGAGGGAUGUACAGGGACUCUGGAGUGGAGGUCAUGUCUUAGCCUGGCACCUAGACCAGGCUUUCAGAGACAACUCCGCUGCCUGGGCCAAGAACAAGUGUCUGCAAUGGGAUGUCCUGGAGAAGCAGCUGCCCAACUUUCUCAAUGAGCUCAUUGACUGUCCUUGCACUCUGGCACAGGCCCAAGCAGACACAGGCAGGUUUCACGCUGACUAUAGUUGUGACAUUGAGAGAGGCAGUGUUUGCAUUAAUCACCCGGGUAGUGUCCGCUGCUUCAGAGCAAUUCAGGCCAGUCCUACGCAUGGGUCGGGACAGCGGUGUUGCUAUGAUGGCACAGGGGCUCUGGCGCUGACGGGAGACUCCAUUUGUGGCAGCACGCCAGACAGGGCUCACGAUUGGGGCUCACCUCCAUACGGGGAACCACCACGGGUGCCAGAGUACUCCCACUGGCUUUACGAUGUAAUGAGUUUCUACUACUGCUGCCUUUGGUCUGACCACUGCCACAUCUACUUCAGCCAUCGACCCUCAAGCGGUUGUUGCAACUACCAGCCCCCAAAAGCUGGUGUUGUCCUAGGGGAUCCACAUUUCCUAACGUUUGAUGGCCUCAGCUACACUUUCAAUGGCAAAGGAGAGUACUACCUUGUGUCCUCGCCAGACAAAGAGCUGAGUGUUCAGGCCAGAACAGAACAGGUGAAACUUAAGAACGGUGCCUUGGCCAGAGCCACAUGGCUGUCAUCAGUAGCUAUGAGGGAGAAGACCUCUGAUGUCAUCGAGGUGCGUCUGGCAGAGGGCCGCCUUCAGGUGCUGAGGAACCGAAAGGUCCUACCUUUCGCCAAAGAUGAGAUGGAGCAAAGAUGGAUGGACCUGCACAGAGUAUUUGUGUUCAUCCCCAGUCCUCAGAAUGUGACAGUGAUGUUCCUCUCUGGUGUUGGCGUGGAGGUUCGAGUGCAUGAAGGAAUCAUGGCAGUGACUGUCCUGCUGCCAUCAGACUUUGCCAACCACACCCAGGGUCUCCUCGGUCUGAUGAACUCUGACCCAUCAGAUGACCUGUUGACCCAACGAGGAGAGGUCAUCCCCUCGGCCGCUGCCACGCCGGAGGAAAUCUUCGACUUUGGAGCUGACUGGAAUAUUUCAAAGAAGUCUUCCCUUUUCACAUACGAUUCAAAGUACCUUUUGGAUACUUACAGUUUCCCACCAAGCCACGACCCUGCUUUUGUUCCUGCCUUUUCUCAACCUGAGCCACCUGGUGACCCUCUGGUGGCAGACAUGUUGACGACGUGCGUUGGAGAAGGGGCACAGUUCUGUAAAUAUGAUACGUUGACCACUCGGAGCCUUGCAGUGGGAAACACCACACUUGGAGCCUACCAAAACCUUCAGGCCCUAAUGGAAGCCCUGCGGCCAGUGGUGUCUUGUGGUUGGCUUCCCACACCCAGGAAUGGGAAGAAGAGUGGGACACAUUACCUAGAGGGGAACACUCUGAGCUUCUCCUGCAAUGAAGGCUACAGGCUGUACGGUUCAACACAGGGCACUUGUCUGGACGAUGGGACCUGGACAGGAGAGCAACCCUACUGUAUAGCAGGUUCACUGGGAUUUGCAGGGCAAGGAUGUGUCACGCUUUCCGAAUUGAGCGUUGGAAGACUGCAUGACACAGUUUCCCCUGACUAGUUUCAUUUUAUAAUUGGGACGGAGAUGUAGUAACUACAUGGUGUAUUAGCAGAGACUGUGCAGGGGAUCGCCUUGUUUAUAGCUUGAAACCAUAAAUCUGCAAACUGUGUUUAUGUUUUCACUCGGCCACAAAAUGUUUAUCUGCCGAAAUUAAAUAUGACGUCAGGAUGCUUUUCAUCUUCCUUUUGUACAACCCCUGUAAACAGUGUAGACAUACCAAUGUUUGCAUCCUCAAAGUGUUUUUCUCAUCAGCAGUUUACACUUUGCAUAUGGUGGCUUGUGGUUGUCUCAGUGCAUUCCUUGAAGGGACGCAACGAGAAAGACACCCAUCAGAGGAUGUUUGCAAUGUUGACGAAUUUGACAUGGUAAAAAAACGAGCUGCAGUCUAAAAACAAGUCUGGCCACAAUAUAACCCACAAUGCGAAACCCCCUGGAGUUGUUUGUGCUCAAAAUGAGCAUUUGGAUUGAGGUUGAUUCAGUGUGGUGACCACUUUCUACAGUCAUUUGAAGACCAGGCUCAGACAGGCCACAAAAAGAAAUGCACUACUUCAGAAUGUAAAGAGAACGUUCAGAUAAUUUUAUAUUUUUCAGCUUCAACAUAACAGGGAAUCCUAGAAUUUUCUUCAGGACCAUCUAUUUCCAGGUAGAUAUUUAAGUUCUAUAUCAAGUCACAUUCCAGCCCAGUAGAGAUCAGAGAUUCAAGCUUCGGUACCAUGGCCCUCUGUGCUCCGUAUCCCUUUCCGAGUAGAUAUGAAUAUAGCAGCGAUGCUCUUCUACCAUUAGCAGCUCUUUUUUGAGGGUGAGUCAGAUGUACCGUCAUUGUCAGCCCACAACAGAGAUCCAUCUCAGGGUGACUCCCACAAACCAGCGCAGUGGGUGGGAACAUUGUUCCAUGGCGGGAAGUGCAGCAUUGCUGACCAACAUCCUUCUGGCCUCUGGCUCUUUUCCUGACCUAUGAUGAGUUGAUGCAAAAAUAUUUCUGAUUCAGAAGAAUGAUGAUUGCGAGGCUGUUAUCCAUGAUGUCCUUGUUUUUGUUAUCAAUAAAGGAUACAAUAGGGGGGAAAAAAAAAAA